Orbilia oligospora ATCC 24927 is the source of this 1080-nucleotide messenger RNA. RefSeq lists its product as uncharacterized. Gene Ontology annotation, molecular function: protein binding; chromatin binding. The record is from RefSeq and is a predicted model, not a curated record. Gene Ontology annotation, cellular component: Set1C/COMPASS complex. The transcript is spliced from 3 exons. Bases 1 to 1080 code for a protein of 359 amino acids. NCBI's taxonomy places the organism in Eukaryota, Fungi, Ascomycota, Orbiliomycetes, Orbiliales, Orbiliaceae.
AUGUAUUCCUCCACCGCUCAACCCUCUGCAAAACGCCUCGCCGACGUGAUCCAGUCCUAUCGUCCUGCAAAGUCUCUUCGUAAUUCUUCUCCGAACUCUGUCAUCACAUCACUCGACUUCGACGAUACGGGAGAGUGGUUGCUGGCUGCCUGUGAUGAUGAGUCCAUCCAGCUGUACGAUUGCAAGCUAGGGAAACACUCAAAGGAACUCUUCAGCAAGAAGUACGGCGUCCACCUCGCCAAGUUCACCCAUAAUCACACAAAUUGCAUCUAUGCCAGUACCAAGCAGGAUGACACAAUACGCUACCUUUCCCUGCAUGACAAUUCUUUCAUCCGAUAUUUCAGAGGUCACAAGCAGCCUGUCAAUAACCUUGAGAUCUCGCCCUUAAAUGACCUCUUUCUCUCUUCAUCGCUCGAUAACACCGUUCGCUUCUGGGACCUGCGAUCCUCAAACUGUGCCGGUUGCCUCAACAUCGAUGCUCCUGCCCAGAUCGCCCAUGACCCAACCGGCGUCUCAUUCGCUGUCGCCUCGCACCACCAUUCCCAUCUCUUCCUCUACGAUAUCCGAAUGUUCGAUAAAGAACCUUUCGCCAUGUUUCCAAUCUUAGACGACGAAUACCUCAAGCAAUUCAGCUACCCUCCCAUGAUGCCUGAAUGGACGAAGGUCGAAUUUAGUAACGACGGCCGUCUAAUCAUGAUCGGUACUAACGCCAAGGUCCACUACAUCAUUGACAGUUUCAAAGGUGAAAUAAAGUGUAGACUCCAACGGAAGGGUCCGACACCUGUAGGCAGAGAUGGGAAGUGGGAUAUGUUGAAGGCGAGCGGAGACGUUUGUUUUUCGCCCGAUGCUGGAUUCGUCGUCGGUGGCCAGGAUAAGGGACUGGCCAUGUGGGAUUUGAGCAUGAGAAAACUGGAUAAGGAUAGGAAUUUGAUGCCAUUCAUGGAGUUGGAGAGUCCGAAAGGACCGGCUAGUGUAGUGGCCUUCAAUCCGAGAAAUCAUAUCUUUGCGACGGCGCACAAGGAAGUCUCCUUUUGGCUUCCAGACCAGCACGUGUCGUUGCCAUCCCCGUCGAGAGAUUAG